Messenger RNA from Rubroshorea leprosula, 5543 nucleotides. The record is from the annotation of a GenBank genome assembly. NCBI's taxonomy places the organism in Eukaryota, Viridiplantae, Streptophyta, Magnoliopsida, Malvales, Dipterocarpaceae.
AAUAAUGUAGGUUGGGAAGGGUCUCUCAGAGGACAAGAACAGUCAGCAUUUAUGUGACAGACACUGGGUUGAAAUGAUUGAUCACCCACAUCAUCGCUACGGCCACAAUCUGCAGUUAUAUCACAGUGUCUGGUCUCAAAGUAACAGCCCUCAACCCUUCUUCUUUUGAGUUAGAUAUCCAAUGGAGAGUACGCGGGUUACAGCAAGGGGAGCGGCAGCUGGGAAAGACGGUGGCCACAGACAGCGGCAAGGCUACAGACAGCGGCAACGGCACAGAAACAGUGAAGCAGGUUACAACAAUCAGUUUUCCGGCUGGUCAACGACUUUCUUCUUUUAUAAUUUUCCAGAGGAAUUGGAGGCAAAAUUCUUAUGGAACAGUUUUCAGAUGUAUGGGAAGGUUGUUGAUGUGUAUCUUCCGAGAAAACGUGACAAGCGAGGGAAGAGGUUUGGAUUUGUGAGGAUGAUAGGGGUCAAUAAUGAGAUGCAGAUGGAAAGGAGGCUGAACGGCAUCUGGAUUGGCUCGUACAAGAUCAGAGUGAAGAUUGCAAAUGAUCAGCAACGGAAACCAUCAAUGUCCAGGAAGAUACAAGGUGAAGUAAAGGAUAGUGGAUCAACGGUGAACAUGAAUAGGCUGAUCCAACCAGGGCACUCAUACGCUCAAGCAGUGAAGGGGCAGGGAAAGAGGACAGAAAAGGCACCAGUUAAUCUGCAGGAAAGAAAUGAAGAAGCAACUCCAGAUAAGGAAGGUGUUUCAACAAGGGCCCAGGAGAAUAAGAUAGUGGAAAAAGGAGAGGAGACUAUGGAAUUCAUCCCAACAGGCGAGGAGAUGCAAUGGCUGGAGGGAGGCAUGGUGGCAGAGGUGAGAUCGAUGGCCACGGUAUCAGAGAUUCAGGAGCAAUUGGAUGUUGAUGGAGGCUCAAUCUCAUUAGCACCAAUCGGGGGAAAACGUUUGUUAUUAACGGAAAGAGUCAAAGGGUACCUAGCUGAGUAUAUGAAGCUUAAUGAGGAGUUGUGUGGAUUGUGGUUUGAGUCGUUAAAACCGUGGGAGAAGGCAACAGAGGAGAAAAGUAGAAUGGUGUGGUUGAGAAUAGCGGGAGUGCCUCUAAAGGCAUGGAGUGAGAGGUGUUUCCGAAUGAUAGGUGAGACAAUAGGAGAAGUAUUAAUGAUUCAUGAUGAUACAAAGAAGAAAUCAAUCUUAUGGGAUGGGAGAGUUUUGAUUUUAUGUCCAGAUUCUAGCAAGAUAUCAAAACGAACAAAGCUGAGAGUGGAAGAGCAGGUGUAUGAGAUAGAGAUAGUCGAAGAGGAGUGGCGCUCUGAUCCGGAUUGGUGGUUGUCAGAGAAUGACCGGAAAAGUGACCUGGAAACGGAGUCUGAAUAUUCAGUAGCGUGGAGUCAGAAUGUGGAUCCUGAGUUGGAUACGGAUGGGAUUGGCGACGGCGAUGAAAUGAGUACUGAUUCAGAGCAAUUAAUGAAGGAUUUGGAUUUAAAUUCGAAUUCAAAGCCGUUAGCGAAAAAUGAGAGUUGUGGAAAAAUUGAAACAGGGAUGGCUUUGGAGGGGAAUGAAGGGCACGGGCUUACACAGGAUAAUGGGCCUCAAAGGCUGUGUUGUGUUGGGCCAGUAACUAACGAUGGGCCUGCUGAAAAAAUGGACCAGGGGCAGCUAAAGGAAAUGAGCAUGAGAUUAAAUAAUAAAGGAACAAUGGAUACACCGGCAUUGCAGAAAUCGGGGCAAAAAACAGAGGGCAAAAAGCAGAGGCCUCUUCAAGAGUGCUACCCAGAAACCAUGGAGGAGAUCUGGGCGAAAGGGACACCGUGGGUGACACCCAGAUCAAACAGAGACAGGCAAGGAGAAGGGGCGAUAGGCAAGCCGGGGAUGACAAGGGUGUUGCAGAGAGAGAUGAGUCUCCUUGAGGUGCGUCGGAUGAUGAGAGUGGGGAAGAGGUUAGGUUUUCAAUUUGAUAAUAAUGAGGAGGAGAUUCAGGCUAAAUUAUUGGAGGCAGAGGAUCGGCUCGUAGAAGGAAGAAGAGACGAGUCGGGGAGGAAGGAGGUGAAAAAGAUGGUUAAAGAAGAGAGGCCCGAUUUCUUGUUCUUGCAGGAAACAAAAUUAGAAAGGAUGGAUGUUGAUACUUGUAGACAGUUGUGGAAUUCUGAUGAGUUUGAUUGGGUUGCAAAGGACUCUUCUGGAGCUUCAGGGGGUUUACUGUGUCUAUGGGAUAGGAGGCACUUUGUUAAGAGGGAAGAGUUAAUUGGUGACGGCUUUGUGGGAAUAUCAGGGGAAUGGGGAAUAAGUAAACAACAGUGCUUUCUUGUUAAUGUGUAUGGCCCAAAUGAUAGACAAAAGAGGGCUAAGUUGUGGGAGGAAUUAAGGAAGAUGAAAACAGACAAGGAAGGUUAUUGGUUGAUAGCAGGGGAUUUUAAUGCUGUUAGAGGUCCUGAGGAGAGACGAGGAAAAUUAAGGGAGAGUCCGGGUAUGAAAGACUUUGAUGAGUUCAUUGUGGCAACAGAUUUGGUUGAUGUUAAAUUGACAAAUAGAAGGUAUACUUGGUAUAAACCAGAUGGCACAGCAAGAAGCAGACUGAACAGGUUCCUGUUAAGUACUGAGAUGAGUAACAUGGAAGGAGAGUGGAUACAACAAGCAUUGCCGAGGAAUAUCUCUGAUCACUGUGCUGUUGUGUUGAAGUCCAGAACAACAGAUUGGGGUCCUAGGCCUUUUCGGGUUCUAGAUGCUUGGCAACAACACCCAGAAUUCAAAAAGGUUGUUGAAGAAAAAUGGAGCGAGAUGGAGGUGGAGGGGUUUGCAGGGUAUAAAUGCCAGCAAAAGUUAAAGCUAUUAAAGGAGUUUUUAAAGGGAUGGAACAAGGAAGUAUUUGGGAACAUGGAAGCUCUGUAUGGGCAGGCCGUGAAAAAGGUAGAGCAAGUUGACAUGCAGAAUGAGGUAUCAGAUUUAGAAGAAGCUGAGAUAGUUAAAAGGCAAGAAGGCUUCUCUGAGAUGUGGGAUUGUAUAAGAAAGAGGGAACUUAUCUGGAAGCAGAAGUCAAGGGAUAAAUGGGUGCGUGAGGGUGAUGCGAAUACCCGCUUCUUCCAUAGAGUUGCUAUCGGGAGAAGAGCGCACAAUAACAUAGUAGGCGUAAUGAGUGAGGGGGGGUGGUGUGAAGAGCCAGAUGCAGUUAAAAAUGAGGUUGCCAAAUAUUUUAGUAAGUGUUUUCAAGGAGACUCAUGGAAUAGACCCAAGCCUGGGGAGCUUAAUUUUCAGCAGAUCUCGGAGGAGAAAAAAGAAUGGCUUGAAAGACCAUUCUCGGUUGAAGAAAUUGAGGAAGGCUUGAGGAGCUGUGAUGGUUCAAAGGCACCGGGGCCGGAUGGUUUCAACUUCAACUUUCUCAAAUUCGCGUGGCACUGCAUAAAGGAGGACUUCAUCAAUUUUUUCUCUGAAUUCCAUCGGAAUGGUAAAUUGGUUAGGGGACUGAACUCUUCUUUUAUAGCUUUAAUACCAAAGAAAUUGAAUGCUGUUGAACUAAAGGAUUUUAGACCCAUAAGCUUGAUCGGUUGUGUCUAUAAGUUAUUAGCGAAGGUGCUGGCUAAUAGAUUGAAAUCUGUGAUAUCAGAAUUAGUAAGUGACACCCAAUCUGCUUUUGUGGGGGGCCGUCAGUUGGUGGAUAGUGUUUUGGUGUUGAAUGAAGUAGUGGAUGAGGUGAAGAAGAGGAAAAAACCAGCUUUUGUGUUUAAGGCAGAUUUUGAAAAGGCAUACGAUUGUGUAGACUGGUCCUUCUUGGAUUGGAUGAUGGAGAGAUGUGGCUUUGGAACGAAAUGGAGAGGUUGGAUUACAGAAUGUCUUUCAACAGCGAGAAUUUCGGUUCUAGUAAAUGGGAGCCCGACAAGGGAAUUUGAGGUAGGUAAAGGAUUGCGACAAGGUGAUCCUUUAUCUCCUUUCCUCUUUUUGUUGAUUGCAGAGGGGUUACAAGGCUUAGUUCAGAGAGCAGUAACGGAGGGAAUGUUACAUGGGAUUGAGGUUGGAAAGAAAGGGAUGUCCGUGUCUUUACUCCAGUUUGCGGACGAUACAAUUAUUAUGGGUAGAGCAGAUGCUGAGAACAUACGUAUGAUUGUGCUUGCGGAGAUGAUUAGAAUUCAAAGGUGCUUUUUAUGGGGAGGGACAGGGCUAAAUAAGAAGAUUUCAUGGGUUAAAUGGGACUAUGUGUGUAGUGCUAAGGCGAAGGGGGGUCUAGGGGUGCCGGAUUUGCGUAGAAAAAAUUGGGCAAUGUUAGGGAAGUGGUGGUAUAGGAUGGGUGACGGGGUUGACAGCUUGUGGAAAAGGGUGGUGAGGGAGAAAUACUAUGGAGGUAGGAGGGAGGUCGAUAUCACAGCGAUUGAGUGUGCGAGGACUUCAAAACUGUGGGGAGAUAUUAUUAGGAUAGGGGGUCAGUCAUGGAAACAUAGGAAUAUGCUGGCUGAGGGUUUCAAGUGGGAGGUGGGUGAGGGUAAUAAAGUGGCCUUUUGGCAUGAGUGGUGGGUUGGAGAUAAAAAUCUUAGGGAUUUAUUUCCAAGGCUAUUUGAGUUAUCAAUGAAGAAGGAAGGAAAGGUUGCCGAAAUGGGCUUUUGGGAAGAGGGUAAAUGGGUCUGGCGGGUUGAGUGGAGAAGGGGAACAAUAGGGCGUGAGAAAAAUGAGGAGGAGAUGCUGGAAAAGAUGCUAGAGGGGGUACAUUUAAAGGAGGGGGUGGGGGAUGUUUGGAAGUGGGUUCAUGAGAUAGAAGGCAAAUAUGUUGUAAAAAUAGCUUAUGACCUUCUAGCAUCUACGGAGUGUGUUUUAGAAGACCAGAUGUGCAAAUUAAUAUGGUGUAGAUGGGUGCCAUCAAAAGUGGCUUUUUUUGGGUGGCGAUUAUGUUUAAAUAGGCUCCCAACAAAGGAAAACCUUCAAAAGCGUGGGAUACAGCUACAAGUAGGGGCUUUUUGCGAUUGUUGCAACGAGAAUGUGGAGGAAGUUAAUCAUUUAUUUUGCGUUUGUUAUAAGACAUGGUUACUGUGGACUCAAGUGUUGUGUUGGUGGGGUGUGGAGAGUGUCUUGCCUAAUACAGUGGUGGGAAUGACAGAUUUUUUCUUAGGAGGUUUAGGAAGAAUAGUUGGGAAGGAGAUGGGAUCCUGUAUUUUUCUAGUGGUUGCUUGGUAUUUAUGGUAUAGACGCAAUGCUCAAGUAUUUAGAAAAGAUGAAGGUUUAAUAGAAAAUCUGCUGGAAAGGGUGCAAGUCAAAACCUUUUUAUGGAUUAAAUCUAAAGUGAAUGGCUGCGUCUUCUCCUUUCAUGAAUGGCAAACUCGUCCGAUGGAGUGCGCUAUGGCUGUCAAAAAUCAUAAAAGGAUGCGGAAGCAAUUCUACAAGACAUUCGGGUCCCCUGGUUGAGGGUUUGGCAGUGCAGAAGGUUUUGUUUUUGUCAUAUUCGGGUUGUAAGGAGCCUAGCUCCAAUCAGAUGUGGGUACCAUCAAGAUGUGGGUGCCAUAUUGUUGUAGAUGGGUUGAAGCACCCCUUGUGCUUCUUUAAAUAAAAAGUUUUUAUUUGG